AUGAUGGAGGAAUUUUCCGAAGAGCUUGAGCCCUUAUUCGAUUACAGACGUGUUCAGCCUCUCAAUGUCGUUUACCUUGAUGACGAUGAUUUAGAUGCUCCCUCAGCUUCUCCUCCAAAAAGGAGGAAGAUUUCCGAUUCUGCGGUUGAAAAGGUUGAUGCCACUGUGAAGGCAGUAAAUGUUAUUGAUUGUGGUGAUAAGGAAGAGGAGGAUUGGUUCCCUCCUCCGCCCAAGGUUUCCCUUGACGCAAAGCUGCGGGGUGAGGAUUCAACGUUAAAGAAGCAAGAGCUGGCAUCACUUGCUCAAUCAGCUGAAAACGUGAUGCGAGCUGUAGAGGAAUCUGUAAAAAGAGAACUUAGUGAUCAUUGGAGGCUGUUGCCGAAAAACCCUCAAAGCCCCGUUGUGAAAGAAACAAAAUUGUUUUAUCUAUUCAAGACAAAGAUGGAGCUAAGCAAUUUCGUAUUUACGUGGAGUUAUGAGAGGCUGUUCAUAUAUAAAUCUAAUCAAGGGGUUCAGCAAUGGACAGGUUUUCUCAAAACAGAACUUCCUUGUGCCUGUUUUGGUACAUUUUCUGCAUAUUUUCCUUCUCAUCUUGUGGAUCACUUUAUAUUUCAUAUUGUGAUUAAUCAAGUUGAAUACAUGGACGACAAGUUUGAGCGGCUCUUCAAAAUGUAUGCAGAUAAAGCUAAGCUUGACCUUAAGAGUUUGGUGUUUUGUUUUGAUGGGGACAAAAUAGGUCCAGCUGCUACACCUGAUGCCCUUGGCAUGGAGGACAAUGACAUCAUUGAAGUGCAUGUUACCUCGAGCUGA
Messenger RNA from Prunus armeniaca (apricot), 810 nucleotides. Lineage: Eukaryota; Viridiplantae; Streptophyta; Magnoliopsida; Rosales; Rosaceae. The record is from the annotation of a GenBank genome assembly.